Molecule: messenger RNA, 4818 nt
Organism: Serendipita indica DSM 11827
Lineage: Eukaryota; Fungi; Basidiomycota; Agaricomycetes; Sebacinales; Serendipitaceae
Source: the annotation of a GenBank genome assembly
AUGCUCGACCCGUUUCAGGUUGUGCUACGCCAGCCAACCUACGACGUUCAAAAAACGUCGAUAUACAAAAGCACUCUGUUGAUUCCGGUCUACUUGGCUGGUGUUUCCUUUCUUAUUGCGCUCGUUCAUCUUAUCAUCUUUGCAACUCCACUCAAGAGGACCCUCUUUCAGCGCUUAGCGCCGUCCAGAACCGUCAUUCACAAUGAACCCGAGCCGCCAACAGGUUUGACAAGUGAAGUCAAGGCAAAUAUCGCCUCCAACGGCGGUAUUGUUCUCUGGUCCUACAAGGUCGCGCGACUAUUUGGCUCUUUGGCCCUGUUCGGCGUUGCUAUCACAGCUGCAAUUGUCGCGAGCGACAAUACUUUGCACACAAACGGCAAGCACUGGGGAAAGAAGCACAGACAUCGAAAUAGACACAAAAAUCGCUUCUCAGACUACGAGUGGCUCCAGAUUGUUCUCGCUGCGUUUUAUCUGUAUGCAAGUGUACUCGCCCUUUGUACACUCCUUAUCAAGAAGCGUUGGCGGCGAGUAGCCAAGAACCACCUCAAUAUCCUACUCGUUGCCGCCUGGGCAGUUUACCUGUAUCGCGACGUUUGGCCGGUCGCAACCUAUACUCUACAGCCUGUCGAUCCAAAUCAUUGGACUACAUGGACGUCUAUCGCCCUUCUCACCUUGGUAGCCGUGGCUAUUCCUGCCUUUAUGCCUCACGAGUAUAUCCCUGUCGACCCAGAACGUCCGUCCAGCGAAGUGAAUCCGGAACAGACUGCUUCAUGGGCUAGCUUCUUUCUAUACUCAUUCUUGGACCCCAUCAUCUACCAAGCUUCCAAGACGGAUCAUCUCGAGGUCGAGAAGCUCCCACCACUUGCGGACUAUGACGCAGCUGCCCACCUUCGCAAGUCCAGUUUUCCAUACGUCGAUCCCAUGCGGUUGGCACAUAGACGACACUUGUUCUGGGGGUUAUUGGGCUAUUUCUACAAAGAGUUUAUCUUCCUUGCAUUUCUCAUCUUCGUCAAAGUAGCCAUCGGCUUCGCUGGUCCUUUAGGAAUCAAUCGCCUGCUCACCUAUAUCGAGACUGGGGGACGGGGGGCCGUUAUCCGCCCGUGGGUCUGGAUUCUGUGUCUAUUCCUUGGACCGGUUGUGGGAAGUGGAGCUAUACAGUGGUAUAUCUUCAUCAACACUCGCAACCUGGUCAGGAUCGAGUGCAUCAUCACCCAACUCGUAUUUGAGCACUCGCUCAGGAUCCGGAUGAAAGAGGAAGCAGUUGCUGGCGAGAAGCCUGUAGUAGAAACACCAGAGGCAGGGCAUAUUGAACAACAAACCACUGAUGGAGAUCAAACGGAUACUAGCACUGCUGUAGGAAGCAGCUCACCGUCAACUUCGACCCCGAAUGGAGCAUCUACGAGUAAACAGACGAAGAAAUCAAAGAAGGAGACCUCUGUCGCGCCUUCUAUUGCCUCGACGGCCACAUCCGUGACAGGAGUUGGUACCAAAAAAAAGGAAAACUUGGUCGGCAAGAUCAACAAUUUUGUCUCCACUGACCUCGGCAACAUUACGGACGGACGAGACAUUUUAUUCAUGAUCUGGUACACGCCCCUACAAAUCAGUAUUUGCGUUUGGUUCCUUUACAGUAUCCUUGGUGCUGCCUCUUUCCUGGGAAUGGGUGUUCUAGUUGCUUCUAUCCCUGUACCAUCACUAAUUGGUACGAUACUCGCUCGAGUCAACAAGGAGCGUAUGGAACGGACGGAUGCCCGUGUACAGGCGAUGUCAGAGUAUAUAAAUGUAUUGCGCAUGAUCAAGCUCUUCGCCUGGGAACCCAAGGUCAAACGCAAGGUUGAUGAAAAGCGUACCGAUGAACUCGCCCUUAUCAAGAGAGCCCAAUUCUUCCAGCUGAUGAACAUGAACACCAACUAUGUGAUUCCGCUCUUGGUCAUGAUUGUCACAUUCUCUUCAUAUACGUUGAUUUUCAAGCAUGAACUUACGGCUUCUCGUGUCUUCUCGAGCAUCGCCGUCUUUGACAUGCUAAGGGAUCAACUUCACAUUGUCUUAUGGGGCGCAAAUGCCAUUAUUCAAGGAAAAGUCAGCUUGGACCGUAUAACAGACUUCCUUUACAACACGGAACUUCUCGACAGCUACGCUGACAAGUCCAAGGAUCAGGCUAUCCAAAUUUCACUUCCUGUCCCUGAUCCAAACACCAUUGGGUUUCGAAAUGCGACGUUCACAUGGGCAAACACUGUACCCGGAACACCAACACCAGGUAGACGCAACUUUCGCUUGAACAUUGAAGGGGAACUCUCUUUCAUUCGCGGUGCUAUCAAUUUGAUCAUCGGCCCUACCGGAUGCGGCAAAACCUCUAUGCUUAUGGCUCUUCUUGGCGAAAUGCAUUUCCAACCGGCCAACCCUGACGCGUGGUACAAUUUGCCACGCGAUGGUGGAGUCGCCUUUGCGAGCCAAGAGCCUUGGAUCACCAAUCAGACGAUCAAGGAGAAUAUUUUGUUUGGCACCGCCUUUGACGAAGAUAGAUACAAAAAAGUUCUUCAUCAGUGCUCUCUUGAAACUGAUCUCCAUAUGUUUGAAGCUGGCGAUGAAACAGAAGUUGGAGAAAAGGGCAUCACCCUGAGCAAGGGUCAGCCUGCGCGUGCGAUCUACUCCCAUGCGAGCAUCGUUCUCUUGGACGACGUCUUGUCCGCUCUCGACGUUCAUACAUCUUCCUGGGUGGUCGACAAAUGCUUCAAAGGAGACCUGGUCAAAGGCCGUACAAUCUUGUUGGUCACGCACAAUGUUGCGAUGGUUAGCCCCGUGGCCAAAUUUGUGGUGGCAUUGGGUGUCGAUGGGCGUAUUUCUAGUCAAGGAACGCUGGAUCAAGCGCUCAAAUUGGAUGCAAAGCUUCAAGAGGAGCUCGAUCAGGAGAAGAAGGCCAUUGCCAAAGGACAGGAAGUGGUGGAUGCACCCACCGAAGCACCCAAGGCCGAAGUAAAGCCCGCUGGAAAGCUCAUCGUCGCGGAAGAAGUCGCUCUUGGUCGCGUCAGCUGGCCAGCGUUGAAAAUGUAUCUGACCGCUCUCGGAAAUUCUGCAUUUUGGAUCGUAUUUCUAGGUGGAUUCUUUGUGGCUGACCUUCUCAGUGUUGUUCAGACGUUCUGGCUGGGGCAUUGGGCGAGUCAAUACGAAACGCAUCCAACCUCAGAAGUCAAUGUCUUUUACUACUUGCUCGUAUACGGUGGUCUCUUACUUAUCGGAAUGAUUGUCUACUCUACCGCCUUUACGGUCUAUCUCUUUGGUGCCUUGCGUGCCUCCCGCAAGAUACAUGACCAGCUCAUCACUUCUAUCUUUGCUGCCACUCUUCGGUGGCUCGACACAACGCCCGUCGGUCGAAUUAUUAGCCGAUUUACCGUUGACAUCCGAGCAAUUGAUGGGCAAAUCAGUGGGAUGCUUUCUGACUGGCUCGAGAUCACGAUCACCAUGUUGGUUAAACUUGGGGCUGUCGUGGUCAGGACUCCAGUAUUCGUAUUACCUGGUCUCCUUGUGGGUGGCUUGGGAAGCUGGCUAGGCAAUAUGUACAUCAAGGCCCAGCUCUCUGUUAAAAGGGAGAUGAGCAACGCCCGAGCGCCCGUCUUCUCUCACUUCCAUGCGUCAAUUGCUGGCCUCACCUCGAUUCGUGCCUACGGUGCCGAAGAACGAUUCCGAGAAAUGACAAUGGAGCGUAUCAACAAAUAUUCUCGCUGUGCGCGGUCCUUCUACAACUUGAAUAGGUGGAUCUCCUUCAGGAUCGAUUUGCUUGGAGCACUUUUCUCUGCAACGCUUGCAGCCUACUUGAUUUAUGUUCGGCCCGAAAGCGCUGCCAACGUUGGUUUCUCACUCACCAUGGCUAUUGCCUUCUCUGGCAUGAUUCUAUGGUGGGUGCGCAUUGGGAACGAGUUUGAGGUCUCUUGCAACAGCCUCGAGCGCAUUGAGAGCUACAUUAAAUGCGAACAAGAGCCCAAACCAACGGAUGUUAAUAAACCUCCAGCAUACUGGCCGUCUUCGGGGCAUCUUGUUGUUGAGAAACUUUCCGCUAGCUAUUCUGUUGAUGGGCCGCCAGUGCUUCGAGACAUCUCAUUCGAAAUCAAGUCGGGCGAGAGAGUGGGAAUUGUUGGGCGUACAGGUAGCGGGAAGAGCAGCCUGACACUCUCUUUGUUGCGUCUUAUUCCCACCACGGGUGCGGUAAUGUACGACGGCAUCGAAACGAGCCAUAUCAACCUUGAGCCAUUGCGCAAUAAUAUGACGAUUAUCCCUCAACAACCGGAGCUACUCUCUGGCUCGGUCCGGGAGAACUUGGAUCCUUUUGGCGAAUAUGACGACGCCGUGCUCAACGACGCGUUACGUGCAUCAGGUCUCAACAAUGUGCAAACAGAAGACUCAGAGGAGGCCAUUACACUAGAUACAGCCGUGUCCUCUGGGGGAGCAAACUUUUCUCUUGGUCAACGUCAGAUUUUGAGCCUGGCUCGUGCAAUUUGCAGGCAAAGCAAGGUUUUAAUUUUGGAUGAGGCGACCGCCGCUAUCGACCAUCAAACCGAUGCUGCGAUCCAAGCUUCGAUACGCAACGAGCUUAAAGGUGUUACUGUCAUCACCGUGGCACACCGACUCAAGACUAUCGGCGAUAGUGAUAAAAUUCUCGUGCUUGAUGCGGGCAAGCUCGUCGAGUUUGACAGUCCAGCCAACCUACUACGCAAGAAAGAAGGAUACUUCAAAUCCUUGGUGGAUCAAAGUGGUGAAAAGGAGGAAUUGUACCACAUGGCCGGGAUUGAGGUGGAACAUGGGAUACGGAGUUGGUUCUCAAAGUAA